AUGACCUCGGAAAAGGAAAAUCAAGCUACUUCCGUUGACACUGCUGCUGCUGCUGCUGCUUCUUCGAUCCCUCCUCCCACAUGGGCUCAAUUACGCAUCGUUGCCGUCCGAUCUGCCAUUCCAAUGAUUGGAUUUGGUUUCAUGGAUAAUCUGGUCAUGAUUCAAGCCGGUGAAGCCAUUGACAUGUCACUUGGGGUAGCUUUUGGACUGUCGACCAUGACGGCCGCAGGUUUUGGUCAGUGUUUCUCGGAUGUCGCCGGCUUGACAUGUGGCGGCCUGGUCGAUGCGACCGUGGCAAAAUUGCAAUUGCCGCAUCACAACUUGUCACUCGCGCAAAUGGAUUUGAAAGUGACACGGACGUGCUCCACGCUAGGUGGAUGUGUGGGAGUCGUCACGGGUUGUUUGUUGGGCAUGUCCUGUCUACUCUUUAUGGACACGGACAAGGCCGAUCGCGCUAAAAAGGCCAAAGAAUUGCAAUCCAUAUUUGAAUCCGUCAUUGUCGAAGGACACAGACUCAUCAAUGCUGAACGAGCAACACUGUGGAUGAUCGACCAACAAGACGACUCUGACAGCUCUUCUGACGAUAAAAAGAAGAGCAUUCUCUGGAGUCGCGUAGCGUCCGGUGUCGAUGGCAUAAUUGAAGCGCCGAUGGAAGGAUCCAUUGUGGGAGAGUGCGUGCGCACGCAACAAAUCAUUCACAUCCCCGAUGCCUACCAAGAUCCACGGUUCGACCGUAACGUCGAUCAACAGACGGGCUUUCGGACCCAAUCCGUACUAGCCGUGCCAGUAAAGGACGAUACCGGCAAGAUUGUUGGGGCCAUUCAAAUGAUGAAUAAAAAGGACGAGCAAGGCAAUCAUAUACCCUUUGGAGAAGGGGAUAUCAAAUGUGCUCAAAUGUUGGGAUCCCAUGUCUCGUGCUUUAUUCGUGUCGUCAAUGCGGGGUAA
Seminavis robusta is the source of this 945-nucleotide messenger RNA. Lineage: Eukaryota; Bacillariophyta; Bacillariophyceae; Naviculales; Naviculaceae. The record is from the annotation of a GenBank genome assembly.